Molecule: messenger RNA, 1806 nt
Organism: Peromyscus eremicus (cactus mouse)
Lineage: Eukaryota; Metazoa; Chordata; Mammalia; Rodentia; Cricetidae
Gene: Zscan31
Product: zinc finger and SCAN domain containing 31
Biological process (GO): regulation of transcription by RNA polymerase II
Cellular component (GO): nucleus
Molecular function (GO): RNA polymerase II cis-regulatory region sequence-specific DNA binding; DNA-binding transcription activator activity, RNA polymerase II-specific
Source: RefSeq, a predicted model, not a curated record
AUGUCUAUACCUAUCAUCCACAGAGGUAGUGAACCUAUACUUGUAAACCAGGGGUUGACAGCAAAGCAAGAAGUCUUAAAAGAAUCAGGACAUUUUGGGGACAGCAGACUCCAAAGAGAUGCUCUUCUGGAUUCUAAGUACAGAGAAAUGUGUAAAUACAAGAGGAUGGAAAGGCUGCAUCAACACCCUGCUGAAGAAAGACAAUACAGGUGCAAUGAGUGUGGGAAAAGCUUCACUCAGAGCUCAAGCCUCAUUCAACACCAGAGAAUCCAUACCAGGGAGAAGCCAGAUGAAUGUAAAGAGCGUGGGAAGGCCUUCAACCAGAAAUCAGGCCUGAAUGAACAUCAGCGGAGCCGCACUGGAGAGAAACCUUAUCAAUGUAAGGAGUAUGGAAAAGCCUUCAGUACCUGCAGUGAUCUCAUUAGACGUGGAAGAAUCCACACAGGUGAAAAGCCCAGUGAAUGUGAAGCAGGCGUUAUCUGCCUUAUCUCACGCCUUGUCCAACAGCAGCAGAUACACACUGGAGGGAAGCGCUAUCAGUGUAAGAGUGUGGCAAAACCUUCCUUCCUUCAGAAUGCGGGACUUUAGCAUCUUUGUAUCCACACUGGUGAGAAACCUUAUCAGUGUAGUCAGUGCAAUAAAAGCUUUAGUAGCCGGACACGCCUUAUGAAUCCCAGAGAAGCCACACUGGAGAGAGCCUUUACAAAUGUCAGAAGUGUGGGCAAGGCUCCAGUCAUUACUGGAGCCUCAUUAGGCAUUUUAGAACACGUACAGUUGCUGAAUUGGACUCAUCCUGUGGACUUGCAGUCCUUUUAUGUGAGGGGGUUCAGUAAAGAAACCACCAACAUGACUGCUCCAUGAUAUGGUUAAGAUUUUUAUUGUAGAAAUGUGAGAGAGAGCAGCCAGAGGCACCUGGAAAGAGUCCCGAGCAGAGAGAGAAAGAAGUAGACUGAACACAGCCAGCAGACUGGACUGGCCAGGGCUGUCUGUGAGAGAGGAGAGAAUGGCAGGAGACAGAGACUAGAGAGAGCAUGGUGAGAACAGCUGGGUUAUAAGAAUAUGGGGAAGAGCUAGGGGAAGGAAAGCCUGUGAGCUGAAGGGGGUUCAGGGUAGAGGAGGUGAGAAGGGCUAGGAUGCUAGCCUGGACUUUGAAGUGUAUAACCGUGACUUGUGAUACUGAGGGAGUCAGGCGGCAGCAUGGGCUUUGAUAUGUUGAUAGGCACCACAGGCAGCCGCAUGCCCCUUCUGCCAGAGGUAAGGGAAAUGACUCCUGUGGCAGGUGGGAACUGGUUUCACAAGUUCCUGAGGAAUGCUGGUUUUUAUCUAACCACUUGAACUCCGGUAGCUCAUUUCUGGAUAUUGUAGACUACCUCUAGGACCUAACAGUCGUCUAAAUGGGGCCAUCUUGGAAAAUAAGAUGUUCAUCUGGUCUAUUCUGUUCUUAGCAAAAUGAAUAGCUGUCUAAGAACCAGCUACUGGUGUCUUCUGGAUCCUCCAGUCAGCUUUCUUAUCUAUUUUUUUGGUUAAUCCCUAGUGAUUUCUCUUAAAGCAAGCAAAUAUGGAAAUACAUUUGAAUAGAGAAGCUGUUCUUGAAUAAUAUUGAAUAUUGAACAACUCUGUAGGUAUUUGUGUGCACUUUGUAAAGAUUGGGUGAGUUAAAAAAUAGUAUAAAGUUGGGUAUUUUUCUGUAAGAUAUAAACGGACUCAAUGCUUUGGGGAGUAAGAGUUACCCACAUUUACACAGGAAGUCAUUACUCUGGUCUCCCUUAACAGUGUGAUGGGUGCAGUUUGAGGGUGGACAGUUGG